Coregonus sp. 'balchen' is the source of this 6160-nucleotide messenger RNA. NCBI's taxonomy places the organism in Eukaryota, Metazoa, Chordata, Actinopteri, Salmoniformes, Salmonidae. The record is from the annotation of a GenBank genome assembly.
CCCCGCUGAGUAACAGCAGUGGAGUAAUGAUGGCGUCCUCAGCGGCUCGGUGCUCCACACGCUGGAUAACAGUUGCUGUGUUCUCCGGUCACCGUCGUGCUUGCUGUGCUCUGGCCCCUUCUUCUAAUGGAGGUGCCAGAAGUCUGUCGACUUUAGGAACACAGAAGAUGUGGCCGGGAGGCAAUGCAAUGCGCGGGGGCACGGGGAAUGCGUUGACAUUGAGAGGGCUGUCAGGUAGGGGGUGCACUUAGACGGCCUAGCUAGCAAGCUAGGCUAGCUUGAUGCUAGCGUUUCUCGUAGUUUCCAUGCACCUUUUUGGACACAACUGACAGUCUGCAAUCAGUUUUUUUGACACCACGGUAACAUUCCUAACGAUGCAACUGAAAGACAGACUAACGUUAGCUCAUGGAUGAUGAUGACAUACCAUGGAAGAGGGAUGUAAUCCCAUAGCUAGCUAGCAGUUAGCUUGUACGCAUUCAAAUUGUUGGGGGUGUUUGAUACUGUAGCUAGCCUGCAGCUGCAUAGCCAUUGCAUGGAAAGUCAUGUCAGGUCACAGCACUGAUGAUCUUGAACGGACUGUCAGGAAUGGCUACUGUACUGUACAGUCAAACACAGUGCGUUGAACUAGCUGUAUCUGCAUGGUCCCUGAUUAGGUAGUUACAGAUGCCAACUGGCGUUGGCUAGAAACUUCUUGGCCCAAGAGCUGAUCAUAACAGACAGCAGCUAACUUUAAUGUAUUUAGUUUGAGUCCCCAGAUAUAUCGAUAGAGCCCUGCUUAGUGUUAUAUAUGAAUUGUGUGAGUGUACAGGCCUGUAGGUACCUUGAAAAUAGAUAUAUAAUCCACAAUCAUGUCGCCAGGUGUAAUCUACUCACAUGCCCUUUCUUUGUAGUUCCAGGUGUCAAAUCUCCCCAUGUCAUCUGCACACUGUCCUUCCACACAAGUGCCCCGGCAUCCAACAAACAGGACUUCUACACAGUGCUGGGGGUACCACGCACUGCCACCCAAAAAGAGAUCAAGAAAGCAUAUUACCAGGUGUGUGUGUCACUGUGUGUGUGUGUGUGACCACUUCCUGUGUAGUGUUGACUUACUGUAUUGAUCCUUUGCUUUCACCACUCACCACAGUUGUUGAAGGAGAAUGUUUGUUGUUGUCUCUCUUCAGAUGGCCAAGAAGUAUCAUCCUGACACCAACAAGGAAGACCCUAAGGCCAAGGAGAAAUUUGCUCAGCUGGCUGAAGCUUAUGAGGUUUGGCUCAAGUUCUUCUUCAAAACCGGCUUCCCCUUUAAGAAACUAAAAUGAGAUUAAAGGGAUAGCGGUGAAAGGUAUAGCAAUAUUUCUGUGACUUGUGUAGCUGAUGUGGAAUCACUAGUUAGUUAGUUACUUGCCUAACUGGUUUCUUGGUACUAUUUGAUGUCACUCUUGAAGUGUCUGUUAAUCAAAUAAACAAAACAUCAGAACCACUUGACUUUAUGAUGGAACUACCUGAUCUUACUGGAGGACUGUGCAUCUUAUUUCCUGCUUUGUUCUCCCCCAGGUGCUGAGUGACGAGGUGAAGAGGAAGCAGUAUGACACGUACGGGGUGGCAGGGUUUGAUGCCAACCAGGCGGGUGGUGGUGGACACCAGCAGUACUGGAGCGGACAGACCAGCAGCGUGGACCCAGAGGAACUGUUCCGCAAGAUCUUUGGGGAGUUCUCCGGAAGCCGCGGCUUCGGUGACUUCAACGCCAUAUUUGAUCAGCCCCAGGAGGUACGUUGUUGGGACGCCUUACUGCUUUUAGAAGCAGGGGGUUUGGAGAGGGCGUUACGACUAGCCUAAUCCCAGAUCUGUCUGUGCAUGACAACGACCAUAUGAGUUGGCUAUACAGCACAAACAGAAGUUAUGACUCCUCAUUCAAGUAAAUGUUCAGUGAGGCCAUAUUGAGUGAGCCCAUGCCAGGAAGUAAAAGCAGGAAGUAAUUCUUUUUUUAGGAGUGUAAACCUUUUGUUAAGGACAUCCAAGAUUAAUCUCUUGUCCCUGCUUUCCUCCCAGUUUAUCAUGGAGCUGACGUUCAACCAAGCUGCCAAGGGGGUCAACAAAGAGAUGGCGUUCAACACUGAGGCCAGCUGCCAGCGCUGUGAAGGCAAAGGGAGCGAGCCGGGUACCAAGGUUGUGCACUGCCACUACUGCAACGGCUCUGGCAUGGUAGGUGACAUGAUGUGUGACGUGAUGUGUUCGUGUCUCACGUGCUUGUCUCACGUGCUUGUGUGUUUUGCGCUGUGCAGGAGACGGUGAACACGGGCCCCUUUGUGAUGCGGUCGACAUGCCGUCGCUGUAGUGGGAAAGGCACUGUGAUCUCCACCCCCUGUAACUCCUGUCACGGGACCGGACAAACCAGACAGAAAAAGACAGUUACGGUGCCUGUGCCAGCAGGUGAGACACACGUACACCCACACACUGACUCUCACUCACUCCUAUACCUACCCAGUCUUACCUAGAAUCUUUCAAAACAAUACUUGAUCUAAAAAUAGUAUGCAUUUUCUUACACACACAGAGACCCAGAAGCAGCCUUUUCAUCCUGAAUCUCUCACAUGAACACUUCCUUUUCUCAAUAAGAUCACUGACCAAUUGUAUAAUGAUCUUAUACUGUUUGAAACUUCUAUAAAACUCUAAAAUGCUGCAUGAAGCAGUCCCUACUGUUUAAAACUUCUAUAAAACUAUAAUGCUGGAUGAAUCAGUCUCUGAAACCGGGUGUACACUACACAAUUUUGGCCUUGAUUUAGCUGUCCCAGACACGUUUUUGAGAUCAGAUACAAAAUCCCCAUGUCGUUGACUACUCGGGGUGCGCGGCCAUCACCUACGCACGUUUAAUGUGAGCGGGUCAGAGACUCAAUAUGAGGGCUACCGAUCCUGUCUUUGAGCAGUCCCAGACGUCCUGAUAUUUUCAAACAUGUUUGAUUUUAUCGGCACAAAAUCUGCAAUACUCUUGUAGUGUGUUAGAUGUGCAACGACAUGUUUUGAGAACGGUGAUCAGCAAUAGCCAAUGAGAGCUGGCCAGAGAAGAAGCCCUUGAGAUGAUGACGUUGUUUUGCGUCACCCAGAAUGUGUAGACUCUCCAGCAGGAGCCAUGACCACUACUAGUAUGCGUUUGUACUUGCCUUUAACCAAAGCCAAAGUGUCAAAUCGUUACAGCUCUGAAGUUCACAAGCAAUGUUAUAAAAUUCAAAAUGUUGGCUAGAUAUUUCAACUCUAUGGCAGGUGUGAAUGUCUGACUGAAAAUGUUUGAGGCUGAUUUGUUCUAGCUACGUUGACAAUCUAAUUGCAUAAAUGUUUGGGUGAGACAGCGUGGUGGUAUGAAGUAUCGUGUAGUGUGUGACCCCGUCUGUGCCACAUCGUGUAGUGUGUGACCCCGUCUGUGCCACAUCGUGUAGUGUGUGACCCCGUCUGCACCACUACGUAGGAAAGACGUUUAAUGUGAGAGGCUCAGCGAUGUUAGGAUAUUGAAAGUCGUGUAGUGCACGCCCGGCUUAACUGGCUGUGUUGUCUCUUUGCAGGUGUUGAGGACGGUCAGACGGUCAGGAUGCCUGUGGGGAAGAAGGAGGUGUUCAUCACGUUCCGGGUCCAGAAGAGCCCAGUAUUCAGACGGGAUGGAGCAGACAUCCACUCUGAUGUGAUGAUCUCUGUAGCUCAGGCUGUCCUGGGGGGCACGGCCCGGGCACAGGGCCUCUACGAGACAGUCAACCUCUCGGUGAGAGACACACAGACAUACCAACCUUUCUGUGACACAUACAUACAUACAUACAUACAUACAUACAUACAUACAUACAUACAUACAUACAUACAGUUGAAGUCGGAAGUUUACAUACACUUAGGUUGGAGUCAUUAAAACUCGUUUUCAACCACUCCACAAAUUUCUUGUUAACAAACUAUAGUUUUGGCAAGUCGGUUAGGACAUCUACUUUGUACAUGACACAUAAUUUUUCCAACAAUUGUUUACAGACAGAUUAUUUCACUUAUAAUUCACUGUAUCACAAUUCCAGUGGGUCAGAAGUUUACAUACACUAAGUUGACUGCGCCUUUAAACAGCUUGGAAGAUUCCAGAAAAUGAUGUCAUGGCUUUAAAAGCUUCUGAUAGGCUAAUUGACAUAAUUUGAUUCAAUUGGAGGUGUACCUGUGGAUGUAUUUCAAGGCCUCAAAAGAAUCAAUCGAAAUCAUCCAAGACCUCAGAAAUAAAAUUGUAGACCUCCACAAGUCUGGUUCAUGCUUGGGAGCAAUUUCCAAACGCCUGAAGGUACCACGUUCAUCUGUACAAACAAUAGUACGCAAGUAUAAACACCACGGGACCACGCAACCGUCAUACUGCUCAGGAAGGAGACGCGUUCUGUCUCCUAGAGAUGAACGUACUUUGGUGCGAAAAGUGCAAAUCAAUCCCAGAACAGCAAAGGACCUUGUGAAGAUGCUGGAGGAAACCGGUACAAAAGUAUCUAUAUCCACAGUAAAACGAGUCCUAUAUCGACAUAACCUGAAAGGCCGCUCAGCAAGGAAGAAGCCACCGCUCUAAAACCGCCAUAAAAAAGCCAGAUGGUUUGCAACUGCACAUGGGGACAAAGAUCAUACUUUUUGGAGAAAUGUCCUCUGGUCUGAUAAAACAAAAAUAGAACUGUUUGGCCAUAAUGACUAUCGUUAUGUUUGGAGGAAAAAGUGGGAUGCUUGCAAGCCAAAGAACACCAUCCCAACCGUGAAGCACGGGGGUGGCAGCAUCAUGCUGUGGGGGUGCUUUGCUGCAGGAGGGACUGGUGCACUUCACAAAAUAGAUGGCAUCAUGAGGAAGGAAAAUUAUGUGGAUAUACUGAAGCAACAUCUCAAGACAUCAGUCAGGAAGCUUGGUCGCAAAUGGGUCUUCCAAAUGGACAAUGACCCCAAGCAUACUUCCAAAGUUGUGGCAAAAUGGCUUAAGGACAACAAAGUCAAGGUAUUGGAGUGGCCAUCAUAAAGCCCUGACCUCAAUCCUAUAGAAAAUGUGUGGGCAGAACUGAAAAGGCAUGUGCGAGCAAGGAGGCCUACAAACCUGACUCAGUUACACCCGGUCUGUCUGGAGGAAUGGGCCAAAAUUCACCCAAUUUAUUGUGGGAAGCUUGUGGAAGGCUACCUGAAACGUUUGACCCAAGUUAAACAAUUUAAAGACAAUGCUACCAAAUACUAAUUGAGUGUAUAUAAACUUCUGACCCACUGGGAAUGUGUUGAAAUAAAUAAAAGCUGAAAUAAAUAAUUCUCUCCACUAUUAUUCUGACAUUUCACAUUCUUAAAAUAAAGUGGUGUUCCUAACUGACCUAAAACAAGGAAAUUUUACUAGGAUUAAAUGUCAGGAAUUGUGAACAACUGAGUUUAAAUGUAUUUGGCUAAGGUGGAUGUAAACUUCAGACUUCAACUGUACAGACAUAGGAGUGAUGGAUCGAUGGCCAGUAACUAACUGUGAUUGGUGGAUCCUCUUGUAGAUCCCUGCUGGGAUCCAGACAGACCAGAGAAUCCUCCUCUCUGGGAAGGGCAUCGCACGGAUCAGUGGCUAUGGUUACGGAGAUCACUACGUCCACGUCAAAGUCAGAGUCCCCAAGUAAGCUAUUGACAAUACACCUUUAGAUAACAUCUCUGUAGUAAGUUACUGACAAUACACCUUCAGAUAACAUCUCUGUAGUAAGUUACUGACAAUACACCUUCAGAUAACAUCUCUGUAGUAAGUUACUGACAAAUGUUAGAUGCUCAUCUCCACUCUUGUGUGUGUGUGUGUGUGUGUGUGCAGGACCCUGACAGACAGACAGAAAGCUCUGCUCAUGAGCUACGCAGAGGACGAGACUGAAGUGGAGGGGACUGUCAAUGGUGUCACCAGCACCACUGCAGGUAGUGGCACACACACACUGUUUCUGCGCUAGGUUCCUACACACUGACUGCACACUUACCUGCUUCACUUCAUUUGGUUUACAAUUAGUUGAGGUCCCAGCUCUGCUGAUCAAGGCUGAUAAUGUGAAAUUAGUGAAAUCUUGGCUCACGCAGUACAUGUUUCUGACCAGGUGGGGGCAGCAGUGGUAAGGAGUCUGGGGCAGGUCAGGACAGGCAAGAGGAGGGAGGAGAGAGCAAGGAGGAGCAGGGCUUCUUCACCAAGUUAAAAAAAUGGUUUAGCUCCACCUGA